This is a messenger RNA of Oncorhynchus gorbuscha (pink salmon), 1346 nucleotides long. RefSeq names its product interferon alpha-inducible protein 27-like protein 2A. Gene Ontology annotation, cellular component: mitochondrion; membrane. Bases 356 to 715 code for a protein of 119 amino acids. The record is from RefSeq and is a predicted model, not a curated record. Gene Ontology annotation, biological process: apoptotic signaling pathway. The transcript has 4 exons. Lineage: Eukaryota; Metazoa; Chordata; Actinopteri; Salmoniformes; Salmonidae.
CAUAACCAAAAGUCUACUCGCCUACACAGAUUGUCCUGUUUCAUGUUCCUUUCACUUGAUGGCCGAGCUAUCUUAGAUCCUUAUCUAAUAUCCUUUUCACAGGAACAAGAAACGGUUGACUUUCGUUUCUGUUUGCCUGAUCGAAGUUCCGGCAAGUUGUGACAACCAGCACCCUAUCAAUCAAUUUUCCAAUGCGGAAUGGUUGAAAUGUCCAAUAUGCGCACCGAGAUGGAUACAGACACACCCUAAAUUGGUGCACCUAAGUUUCGUUUCCCCAAAAAAUCUAGGCACUGCAUUAUUUAACCCGGACCCAGUCAUUUCUCCUGCAGUCACUGAUACAGUCAACUGAGGAACCAUGGAACCUCUUACGUUUAUUGCGGUCGCAGUAGGAGCAGGGGCAGCGGUGGUCUUGGCUCCAAUUGCCCUAGGCGCUGUAGGGUUUACCGCCGCUGGCAUCGCCGCAAACUCUGUAGCAGCCGGCAUGAUGGCAUCCGCAGCCACUGCAAGUAGCGGUGGUGUGUUGGCUGGAAGCACCGUUGCCGUUCUACAGUCGGCAGGUGCAGCAGGGUUAGCUGGGUCUACAACUGCAGUGGUGGCUGGUGUUGGAGGAGCAGUGGGAGGAGCAGUGGGAGAAGCAGUGGGAGGAGCAGUGGUGGCUGGUGUUGGAGGAGCAGUGGGAUGGCUCACCGCUACAGCAGCUGCACUCUUCUCAUGAUCCAAAUAUUGAUGAUUGAUAGCUGUCUUGGGACAGCUCUCGUCUAAGACACUUUUAAUCACAAAGAUCACCUCUUUAAAUAUAUAUAUUUUUUAAUCCUUUAUUUAGGGAUACAUAUAAACACUUGAUAAGACGGUGAAGGAAUGCUUAGUGUUAAAAAAUAUAUAUAUUAUUGAAGUUCAUAUCCUCAAUAUUGUGUGCAAUGAAGGCAAAUUAUGACUGACCUGUUCUGUUUGGACAUCUUGGUCAGCUGCACUUUCAAGCCCAGGGCUUUUUUAUACCGUACUUUUUACUUUUUCAUAUUUCAGUUUAAUACCUUCUUUAUCUCAAUCAAAGGUCAAGUGUUGCCAGAUAUAAUGUAAACAUUUGUCUGCUGUCUUUGUCUCUACAUACAGUAUGUGUCAGUACUUAAGUUAAAAUACUUUAAAUAGUACUUAAGAAGUUUUUUGGAGUAUCUGUAAUUUACUAUUUAUAUUUUUGCCAACUUGUACUUUUACUUCACUAAAUUCAUUGUUACGGAUACAGGUAUUCUGGGGGUAUUAGUAGGCGGAUUUCUUCAAAUCUGUACCUCACUGGUCUGUUGUACAUUGCAGUGGUGUAAGGUACUUAAAUAAACAUACUUUGAAUACUA